Aspergillus welwitschiae is the source of this 911-nucleotide messenger RNA. Its product is annotated as YoaK family protein. The record is from RefSeq and is a predicted model, not a curated record. NCBI's taxonomy places the organism in Eukaryota, Fungi, Ascomycota, Eurotiomycetes, Eurotiales, Aspergillaceae. Bases 119 to 868 code for a protein of 249 amino acids. The transcript is spliced from 2 exons.
UGAUUUUUCUUUUUUUCUGCUGCUGUUGCAUCCCUGCAUCUGCUUGGGGCCAUUCUUUCUCUGUUUCUUCCAUACCACACCCCCAAAGUGCAGCAGCCUAAGUUCCAACGUUGAAACCAUGGAGGACGGUAAAGGUGCUAGCCCGAUGGUUAGCUAUGUUAGGGCUGAGAUCAAUGUCAAAUAUGCCGAUAUCUUAUUGCUCGCCUGUUGUUUCUGUUCGGGGUUGCUGGACAGCACCAUGUACAAUGCCUACAACACUUUCGUUUCCAUGCAAACGGGAAACACCAUUUUCGUGGGUUUGGGUGCCUCGAAGCAGGAUAGCCGACCGUACGACUGGGCGCGAUCCUUGACGGCCAUCGGCUGUUAUGCGAUCGGCAGCUUCAUCUUCUCCCGCAUCAACAACUUUCUCGGUCCCAAACGGCGCGGCACUCUGGUCGCCUGUUUUCUGCUGCAGGUCGUGCUUGUCAUCAUCGCAGCUGCCCUCUCUCAAAGCCAUGUCAUCGCCGGUGACCUAGCCGACGCCCACUCCUCCACCUACAUCACCCACUGGAGCCAAGAGGCCGUCAUCGUCCUGCUCAGUAUGCAGUCCGCGGGCCAGACCGUCGCCAGUCGUGUGCUGGGCUACAACGAAGUGCCGACCGUGGUGAUCACCAGUUUGCUGUGCGAUCUGAUGAUGGAUCCCAAGCUGUUCCUGCUGCGCAAUGAGAAGCGCGACCGUCGUGUCAUCGCCUUCAUCCUUACCCUGUUGGGCGCCAUUGCCGGUGGAGGCAUCAGCAAAGCCACGGGCAACAUCUGGGCAGCUCUGUGGAUCAUCGGAGGUCUCAAGUUCUUCAUGGCCGUUGCGUUGUCCUUCUGGCACGUCAUAUAAAUAAAUAGUUAGCUUCCUUCUUUUUUGUUCUUCUCCCACUUGG